UCGCGGCGUCUCAGGGCCCCGGUCGUGUUGCAGCGCCCUUCGCCGGCCCGAGCCCCGGAGCCAGCUCCCUUUUCUCGCCCGGCGCCCCCAGGCUGCUCCCGGGGCUCACGGAAACCGCUGGCAAGAGAUCAGAGACCACCUCCUAGGACAGAAAGGAGUGCCCUGCCCACACCCCGAAUGAUGACUGCUGAGUCCAGAGAGGCCGCCGGUCUGUCCCCCCAGGCCUCCCAAGAGAAGGAUGGCAUCGUGAUCGUGAAGGUGGAAGAGGAAGACGAGGAGGAUCACAUGUGGGGGCAGGAGUCCAGCCUGCAGGACGCGCCACCCCCAGACCCUGAGAUCUUCCGCCAGCGCUUCCGGCACUUCUGCUACCAGAACACAUUUGGGCCUCGCGAGGCUCUGAGCCGGCUGAAGGAGCUGUGCCACCAGUGGUUGCGGCCCGAGAUUCACACCAAGGAGCAGAUCCUGGAGCUACUGGUGCUGGAGCAAUUCCUGAGCAUCCUGCCCCGGGAGCUGCAGGCCUGGCUGCAGGAAUACCGGCCCGACAGCGGCGAGGAGGCUGUGACACUUCUGGAGGAUCUGGAGCUUGAUUUGUCGGGCCAGCAGGUCCCGGGUCAAGUUCAUGGACCCGAGAUGCUGGCCAGGGGCAUGGUGCCUCUGGACCCCAUGCAGGAGCCCUCAACCUUCGACCUUCACCAGGAGGCCGCACAGUCUCAUUUCAAGCAUUCGUCUCGGAAGCCCCGCCUCGUCCAGUCCCGGGCCCUCACUGUGCCCCACGCUCCCGCCUGCCGUCAGGAAGGGAGCCCUGGGCCCCAGGCAGUGGCAUCCACGCUGUUCACGGCAGACUCCCAGGCAAUGGUGAAGAUCGAGGACAUGGCCGUGUCCCUCAUCCUGGAGGAGUGGGGCUGCCAGAGCCUGGCCCGCAGGACCGUCGGCCGGGACCAGCAGGACACUUACGGGAGUGCGUUUUCCCAGGGCCGUGAGAGCAGGAGCGAGACCGAGGAGUCCCCCUCCAAAGCAGAAAUCGCCAAAGACACCACGACACGUGGGGAGACCACCCGGAGGUUCCAGAAAGAGUUCGGAGAGAAACGUGAGCUGCCGGGCCAGGGAGAAGGACCCCAGAGAAACCCCGAGGACAAAACUGGGCGAGACAAGAGAGAUUCAGGGCCGGCUGCCGGCAGGGAGAGAAAGCCCGGCCUGGGCGAGCGGGGUCCACGGGAGAAAGGGAAGGGCCUGGGGAGAAGCUUCAGCCUGAGCGCCGGCUUAAGCACCUCCGAGGACACACCCGCUGGGGUCAAGUCGCACCGCUGCGACGAGUGCGGGAAAUGCUUCACCCGGAGCUCCAGCCUGAUCCGCCACAAGAUCAUCCACACGGGCGAGAAGCCGUACGCGUGCGGCGAAUGUGGCAAGGCCUUCAGCCUGAACUCCAACCUGGUGCUGCACCAGCGCAUCCACACAGGCGAGAAGCCCCACGAGUGCCACGAGUGCGGCAAGGCCUUCAGCCACAGCUCCAACCUCAUCCUGCACCAGCGCAUCCACUCGGGCGAGAAGCCCUACGAGUGCGGCGAGUGCGGCAAGGCCUUCAGCCAGAGCUCUGACCUCACCAAGCACCAGCGUAUCCACACGGGCGAGAAGCCCUAUGAGUGUGGCGAGUGCGGCAAGGCCUUCAACCGCAACUCCUACCUCAUCCUGCACCGGCGCAUCCACACGCGCGAGAAGCCCUACAAGUGCACCAAGUGCGGCAAGGCUUUCAGCAACAGCUCCAACCUCACCAAGCACCGGCGUACACACACGGGCGAGAAGCCGUACGUGUGCACCAAGUGCGGGAAAGCCUUCAGCCACAGCUCCAACCUCACCUCAGAUCUCCUCAAACACCAGCGCAUGCACAGCGAGGAGGCACCGUACCAGUGCAAGGACUGCGGGAAGGCGUUCAGCGGCAAAGGCAGCCUCAUCCGCCACUACCGCAUCCACACCGGGGAGAAACCCUACCAGUGCAACGAGUGUGGCAAGAGCUUCAGCCAGCACGCGGGCCUCAGCUCACACCAGAGACUGCACACGGGCGAGAAGCCUUACAAGUGCAAGGAGUGUGGAAAGGCCUUCAACCACAGCUCCAACUUCAACAAGCAUCACCGCAUCCACACAGGCGAGAAGCCCUACUGGUGCGGCAGCUGCGGGAAAACCUUCUGCAGCAAGUCCAACCUUUCCAAGCACCAGCGCGUCCACAGCGGUGAGGCUGAGGCGCUGUAGCUGGCCAGGGCACCUGCCCUCGGGCCGGAGUCAGAAGUCCAGUUAGUGCAUUAACCUGGGAUGGCGUGAGGCGGGGACUCUUCGCCUGCCAGCUGGCUGGGACAGGGCCCCUAUAUCCGGCCUGUCUCAGAAACCAUUCCCAUGUCGCCUUUUAUAUAGACAGACCGAUGCGUUGUAGCUAGUGUGAUUAAGGAAACAUGGAAACUGUCGGACUGUCUUAACGUAUAUUCGAGAAUUGCCAUUUGUAAAGAAUUGAGUGGCAGCGAACCUGAUUUAGCCUGACGGAGUAGACGUGCCAUGUAGUGCCUCCGGGCUGUUCCUGUAAUAAAUGCUAUAGCUGGU
Sorex fumeus (smoky shrew) is the source of this 2586-nucleotide messenger RNA. RefSeq names its product zinc finger and SCAN domain containing 21 (gene ZSCAN21). Gene Ontology annotation, molecular function: RNA polymerase II cis-regulatory region sequence-specific DNA binding; DNA-binding transcription factor activity, RNA polymerase II-specific. Bases 178 to 2244 code for a protein of 688 amino acids. NCBI's taxonomy places the organism in Eukaryota, Metazoa, Chordata, Mammalia, Eulipotyphla, Soricidae. The record is from RefSeq and is a predicted model, not a curated record. Gene Ontology annotation, biological process: regulation of transcription by RNA polymerase II. The transcript is spliced from 8 exons. Gene Ontology annotation, cellular component: PcG protein complex; transcription regulator complex.